UAGAAUCGGUACGUCCGAACCCAACCAACGGGAGUUCCGGAAACGGGUCCGAGCGCGUCCACGACAAGGAACCCGAACGGGGGUGGGUGCAUCGACGUAAUAGACAAGAAGCACCAAGGACGCGAUCGUUGUUCCGGAGUACAUACACUGUUAUUGCUGUGGUGGGUAGUGGAUAGAGGAUUACAGUGUUGCCUCUUGUCGGGAGAUCUUAUGAAGACGCCCUUGGAUUCGGCAAUCCGGCGGCGGGUGGCGAUCCUAGGGGCCUUGUGGCUCGCGUCGCGCCCAUUGCUCGCCACCGCGGCCUGGUUGGGCCCACCACAAUCCCUUUGCCCGUCCACACUGCCGUCCGCCACCUCCGUACCGGAAUGUCGUCGUCGGAUCCCCACGGCACUCCACGAUUCCAACGAAGCCCCCGACGAGGAAGGUAGGAAGCGCCAACGCAUGGAGCUGGUCCGGAGUCUCCAGGGAUCCUUCUAUCACACUGCCACGCGGGAACGACCCGCUGCCGCGUACCAUCGACCGACGGGACGUGUACACAAUCUACCACUCUGGAGAGUGGGAUGGAACGAAGCACUCGGACGGACCAACGUUCUCAACGUGCACGAAGCCAUGUACACCAACAUGUUCGAACACGUCCUGCAUCAGGAACCCCCCUGGUACGUUGGGCAUUUGUACCUACCCCAAGGCAGUCGCAAUAUCAAAUCUCCCGCACACGCGCUGCGAGAUUGGGAAAGUCUGGAACCGACCUUGGCAUCGCCAUCAACCAAGACAACCGCACCCCACGCUUCCAAUCGUGACAUGGACAACGACGAUUGGAACGAGCAAUCGUCCGUGCUGGGUGCACUCUUGCGCAUUGUCGAUUACCGUCGCAUGGGGGAUGGACGUCUCCUACUCCUCAUACAGGCAUUGGAACGCUUCGUCGUCACGGACGUGAUACAAACCUUGCCCUACAGUGUCGCCAACGUACAAAUCGUCCCGGACUUGGAAGAAGUCGACGCGGACGUGGAUUGGAUAGGCAAAGAAUCGGAAUCCUCACGGACCGUCCCUUGGGCGCGGGGGGAGGCCGUCCGGGAAAGUUUCGACCGCUGGCACCGUUACGAAUACGACGCCGAGACCGUCUUGCCCCUGCCGGUCGCCGCUGAAUUGUCCACGGGGGCCGUACUAGGCACGGCCCUACGACAAGUCCUGCCCCACGCGCGGUACGCCCGCGAUACCAACGUGGCUGCCUUGGCCCUCGAGCGCUUGCCCGAUAGGCCUUCCAUCGAACAUACCGAACCGACACCCGAAUCCCUCGUUCACGAUUCGGCACACGGCCUUGCGCCAACGCCAUCGUCCCACUGUACACUGGAACAAAGACUGCUCCAAAAAGGAAUUCUUCGGGAACCUUUUCUGAACGAGGAACUCCAAGCUUUGACGCUCGACGAUUUGGAACGUCGUUUGUGGAUCGUCUUGGAUUCAUACUUCAAAACGAGCCGGGCUCCUCUUUCUUCGCACUUGCUCGGUCUCUUGCCACCGGAAAUUACGUCGUGGCCCAAGGGGUUUGUGCUUCAGCAUGUUUGUCACGCCAUGCAGGCCAACACCGACCAUGACGGUGGCGAUGCCACGGACACGAACAAGUUCGUGCACGCCGUGUCAAUCGAUUAUCCCAAAGAUCGACGACAAAAGCGACUCAGCUACACGGCGGCGAGUUUACUGGAAGAUCCGCACGAUGGAGCCGCGACGACCGCACUCCGGAGAUUGCUACUGGCGUGUCCCACGACCAAAAGUCGACUAUGUUACGUGUUGCAAAUUCUGGAAGGCACGUGCGGGGCGUUUCAGUAAAACAAGGACUGGAACAAAGCAAUCACUCGACGUUGUCGUGCGGUGACGGAUGGACUACCGGAACGGUUUAUGUAUACCCCUCUCAGCUUGCGGAUGGAAUUAUGGGAAUGCGACCCUGGUGAAAUCAUCAUUUUACUAAUAGGCAAUGGAUGAUUUGCGCCGGAGCAAAAAUAGCAGGAGAUAACUCGUUUCGCUCCAGCCCAACGAAGGAGUCCUUUAUUCAUUAGAAUGGGUGCUGCUGCUACCGCAAAUAAAGACUCUGGAGUCAGCCGAAUAACGGAAGCCUUUAUACUCUUGU
Molecule: messenger RNA, 2119 nt
Organism: Phaeodactylum tricornutum CCAP 1055/1
Lineage: Eukaryota; Bacillariophyta; Bacillariophyceae; Surirellales; Neidiaceae
Exons: 1
Coding region: 211-1821 (536 amino acids)
Source: RefSeq, a predicted model, not a curated record